AUGAAGGAAGUGUCCUGCUUCUGCACGACUUUUUCUUCCUUGUUGGAACAGAUGGUGAAGGUUUACAAAUACAUGACUGGUAUUUUUUCAGUGACUCACACCUCAGAGCCACAGGUUUCAGACCGUGGCAAGCAGCUCGCCGAGAUGGAUGUAGGCAGACUUGAGGAGCAGUAUGACCAUAUAAAGCAGAAGCAAAAACUGCAGCCAGACAUUAUUGUGUAUAAAACAGGUAAACAGGAAUCUGUUCUCCCAGAAUCAAUGGUGAAUGCCGUCCUAAUUAACAAAAAAGUUAGAAGAUCAAAGUCAUAUACAGGAGAUGUUCCUGUCAGAAAGGUCACCAUGGAGACAACCAACGGUGGCAACUUAGAAGACGACUUGCUAUGGCGCAUCCACCUGGGAACUCACCGCCUGGGGCAAGCCCCGGGACGAGGAGUCUCCUGGGACCCUUCCCACCGCAAGAACAGGCCGUGGAGUUUUGACAACCAGAGACUGAUUCCAAAGGGAAGCAAUACACCCCAAUCCAAGGAAUUAGGAGGAGAAAGUGAAUUACCUGUGCUCGGUCACCUGGGAAGUUCGAGCAUGUUGAGCAGUUUCAGUGAGGAGAACGGCUGCAACAUUGCCAGCUCCUGCCAAAAGCCUCCUCUGAAAUCAGCCACUUCAGCAGUCUGGACUCAUCAGCAUAUUUCUUCUACAAAAUGCAUGCCAGCCUCCAACAAACUGAACUUUUACCCUUUCCCUAUAAGAAAGGGCCCAGAAUUUCUGAAGCAGCAAGGAAGCUUGGAUUAUAUGUCUCACCAUGAAGAUACUCAGUCAUACCUAAAACAGUCAAAAACUUGA
Messenger RNA from Myiozetetes cayanensis, 837 nucleotides. RefSeq lists its product as uncharacterized. The record is from RefSeq and is a predicted model, not a curated record. NCBI's taxonomy places the organism in Eukaryota, Metazoa, Chordata, Aves, Passeriformes, Tyrannidae.